AUGACACGGAAACUAUUAACACGCGUAUCACCUCAAAAUGCCGCACCAAUUCCAUCAACGACGUCUUCUACAGUCACGGCUUCUCAACGUCGUCGACCACGUAGUACUGGUCCUCUAAAGGGUAUUGUAGCAAUGGUAGACGUUCGUGUUGGUACAGAUGCACAGAUUGAUUGCAGUGAUGUUGUUGCAAGGAAAUUACGUGAGCUAGGAGCGUCUACCGUCAAAAGGUUUACACCCAAACUUACGCACGUGAUAUUGAGCCAUUUUACACCCAUAUGGAAGACAAAGAUUACGAAAUGGCAGGCAGGAGGUGGUUCAAUGACUGCUGUAGCGAUGAGAUAUGACUUGAAGAUUGUAUCCCAGUUAUGGGUUAAUGCUUGCUAUGUGAGUAAGAAAAGAAUGGAUGAACGUCCAUUUUUUCCUGUAAGUCAGCACAACAUCGUCGAGAAUUUCGUGGUGAAAGCCAACUCCAAGCUUCAGAGACGACAGUCACUGGGCACAGAGAUCUGCAACACGAUAGCAGAAGAACAGACUUUAAAUCAGAGCACAGGAUAUAAUGCUGAAGUUGAUAACAUACCGGCACCAUCUACGCCACCGCCAUCAACAUUUAAAAUUGUUAAUGCGCUGACUAGCAGCAGAAAAAAGCGACGUGCAUUGUCCAUGGAGCCGAUGACGUCGGACGCUAUAUUAAAAAUGCUUGGGACAACAGAAUCAAUAUCGUGUGUAGCAGAGAUCACUACGCCAAAGCAACCUGUACGAUUUGGAAAUGUGAGCUCGUCGGCAAAGCGGAGAAAGACGCUGAACGGACCACCGUUGCAACAGGAUGAAGACGAAGCUACGGUGUCACAGGCAAGUGAAAUUAUAGCCGAGAGCGAGCCGGAAAAUGAAAAGGAGGACGAGGUGAAGGAGAAGGCAAACGAUAUGACGGUAGUACUUCAGGAUAGUCAAGCUACCCAACCUUUACUUAGUCUGUCAAAGGAGGAUAAGAUGCCCAUUGUCGUGAAAGGUUUAAACACCACUUCUACCAUGAGCAGUGAGGAAAUUGGUACUUCUGGCAUCAACGCCAGUAAGAAAGAACCUACUGCACGGGAAUUGCGGCGUCGAAACCGAAAUUCACUUUCUUACGGCAGUGGGUUGACUUUAAAAUCGGGAAUCUGGUCAUGUGUAGCAUGCGGUUGCUCUAAUCCUCGGACGCGCAGGUAUUGCACAGAUUGUCAGGCCUUAAAGGGCUCAGCUAAAUCUUCAGGCGCUGAUACGAUUCAUUGUGCGUCAUCUGCAGCUUCCACAAGGGCUAUGGCGGACUCACCUGAGAUACCUUCUGUAUCGCCUGCAGCCGUAUUAACUCCUGUCGCGCGCGAAACAACGACUACGACUCCUGAAAAGAAAGCAAGAACUUCAAGCUUUGCUAACCGACUAAAAACGCCUGUCAGCAGCCCAUCAAUGUUCGAACGAACCUCACAGUCGCUGACGCGAGCGACAGCUAGCUCGAGUGCGAAAGCCCGAGCUACGAGCCCAGCAGCGUCCAGAGUUUCGCGUCCAGCAGCCAAAACCCUUACUCCCAGUCCUGUAAUAAGAUUGGAAACUCAAAAUUACGCAAGUCGAAGCUCCGCUUCGAAACAGGCAGCGCGUUCUUCAUUGGCGAGUGCUUCAGUCUCGGCUGAUGUGCAAGAGCAAAAGUUUUCAUUGAAAAAAGCACAGGAAAGACUGCCGACUGUUCAACUUGCGCAGAGCGCAGCCAAAAAGCGUGCUUGCCCGCCUGUUUUUAAUAAUACAUUGACGACCCCAGUUGUGAAGAAAGCGCGGAGGGAGAGCAAUAAGGAAAACUUUGCGGACAAGUAUAUGGCUACCCCAGGCUCGGUGUCGGGAUUCGUGAGAAAGAACCGUGAUGUAAACUCUACCCCAAUUCCCAUGGCAAUGAAUUUCAGCACAAUAAGCAAAAAAACUCCACGCAAGACUCAACGCAAUAUUAUAGGAAUUACGGGGGUAAGUGCAGAGACACGUGGGGUGUUGCAGUGUGCGAUUCAUGCCAUUGACGCCAAUAUGUCAAAUGCCUCCGGGCAUCGAAAGGCACGUGUAGUGAAGAGUGUAGACUAUACUGCUGGAGUGACACAUCUUGUUGUGGGCAAAGACGCAAGACGCACGAUUAAGGUGUUAUUUGCAAUUGCUCGUGGGGCUUGGAUUGUAUCAGAAGACUGGGCAUUUUCGUCCCUUGAACAGGAGCGGUGGUUACCGGAAGAAGACUACGAGGUGACUAUGUUUGCAAAUAAAUACGCCCGGGAGCAUCCAGAAUAUCGACAAAUUUUCAAGAAUAUGAAGGUUUAUAUUGGUCCGAACGUUGACCCAUCUCGUGAAGUUCUUCAGUCUCUAGUUCAAGUUGCUGGUGGUGAGAUUUGCAACCAGGUUUCAGUGGCAGACAUUUGCAUUUGUGGCGAUGCUUCGCUAUUCCGACGCGCUCAGAGGACCGGCAUUCGAGUUGUUACCUCAAAGUGGGUGUUUGACAGCAUUGCAGCAAUGAAGCUUGAGAAUGAUGCACUAUAUACCUUUGCAGAAACGUUGGAUACACCUGCGAAAAUUCCGAUAAAAAGUGGUCAAACUGCAGUGUCUGGGCUUGAAGCUCACUCCACGGUGUUAGAGUAA
Messenger RNA from Peronospora belbahrii, 2637 nucleotides. The record is from the annotation of a GenBank genome assembly. NCBI's taxonomy places the organism in Eukaryota, Oomycota, Peronosporomycetes, Peronosporales, Peronosporaceae.